UGGAAUGCAAACAACUAUAAAAUCUCCUGGAAAACACAAGAUUUGCAUCACUGAAGUUGAAGAUUAUUUAUUUGAUCAGCCAAAGAAUUAUACUAGUUUUUGAGUUCCAAAAGAAAUAAGAAGAUGAACCAAUCUCAGGAUGCUAGCUUCCAGGCCGGCCAGGCCAAGGGCCAAACUCAGGAAAAGGCAAACCAGACGUUGGACAAGGCCAGCAAUACUGUCCAGUCUGCCAAGGAAUCGUGCCAAGAGUCUGGUAAUCAAAUGAUGGCCAAGGCACAGGAGGCUGCUGAUGCUGUCAAGGACAAAGUUGGAUCAAACAAUUGAAUUGAAAGACUAUUUAUUAUUAUUAUUAUUAUUAUUAUUUAUUUCAAUUGGUAUUGUAUGCUCUUUAAUUAAGGGCUGUUUCUUGAUCUUUCCUUCAAAUUGAGAGGAGAGUUUUUGUGAUGCAGUGAUUGAAUAAGAUUCUUUUUCUUGCU
Hevea brasiliensis (rubber tree) is the source of this 476-nucleotide messenger RNA. RefSeq names its product late embryogenesis abundant protein 2. The record is from RefSeq and is a predicted model, not a curated record. The transcript has 3 exons. The coding region runs from base 124 to 324 and encodes 66 amino acids. Lineage: Eukaryota; Viridiplantae; Streptophyta; Magnoliopsida; Malpighiales; Euphorbiaceae.